CCGGCGGGCGGGCGGCCGGGGAGGUGGGGCGGCGGGAGGCGGCGGCCGUUUGGGCUCAGCCCAUCCCGCAGCUGCGGCGGCCGGGAGAGCGGGCGGCGGCGGUCCUCCGAGCCGGCUCCUGACAGCCCCCGCCGCUGCCCAAUCUGUCACUCGGUCCCGGUGGUUCCGCCGGGUGGGGCCGGCCUCGCCCGCCGCCGCGUCCGCUGCCAUGGCCCUGGUGCGGGGCGCCGAGCCGGCGGCGGGGCCCUCCCGCUGGCUCCCCACGCACGUCCAGGUGACCGUGCUGCGGGCCCGCGGGCUGCGGGGCAAGAGCUCGGGCGUGGGCAGCACCAGCGACGCGUACACGGUGAUCCAGGUGGGCCGCGAGAAGUACAGCACGUCGGUGGUGGAGAAGACCCCGGGCUGCCCCGAGUGGCGCGAGGAGUGCUCCUUCGAGCUGCCGCCCGGCGCCCUGGACGGCCUGCUGCGGGCGCAGGAGGCCGAGGCCGGCCCGGCGCCCUGGGCCGCGGGCUCGGCCGCCUGCGAGCUGGUGCUCACCACCAUGCACCGCUCGCUCAUCGGCGUCGACAAGUUCCUGGGCCAGGCCACGGUGGCGCUGGACGAGGUCUUCGGCGCAGGCCGCGCCCAGCACACACAGUGGUACAAGCUGCACUCCAAGCCAGGCAAGAAGGACAAGGAACGUGGGGAGAUCCAAGUGACCAUCCAGUUCACGCGUAACAACUUGAGCGCCAGCAUGUUCGACCUGUCCAUGAAGGACAAGCCGCGGUCCCCCUUUAGCAAGCUCAAGGACAAGAUGAAGGGCAAGAAGAAGUAUGACCUGGAGUCCGCGUCUGCCAUCCUCCCCAGCAGUGCCCUGGAGGACCCCGAGCUGGGCAGCCUGAGCAGGAUGGGCAAGGCCAAGGGCUUCUUCCUCCGCAACAAGCUGCGCAAGUCGUCCCUGACCCAGUCCAACACCUCGCUGGGCUCGGACAGCACCCUGUCCUCAGCCAGCGGGAGCCUGGUCUUUCAGGGCCCUGGGGCCGAGCUCCUCACCCGGUCCCCGAGCCGCAGCAGCUGGCUGUCCACUGACGGGGGCAGGGACACUGCACAGUCCCCCAAGUUGUUCACCCACAAAAGGACCCACAGCGACGAGGCCAGCCAGAUGCGAGCAGCUCCUCCCCGGGCCCUUCUCGACCUUCAGGGCCACCUGGACCCUGCCACCCGCUCCUCUCUCUGUGUCAAUGGAAGCCACAUUUACAACGAGGAGCCCCAGGGCCUCUUGCGGCACCGCAGCUCCAUCUCGGGCCCAUUUCCACCCUUCAGCUCCCUACACAGCGGUUCUUCUCGGCCCUCUGAGGAAGGAUCCCGGGCUGCAGAUGACUCCUGGGGCAGAGGCAGCCGCCGCACCAGCAGCUCAGAGGCAGUGCCUGGACAGGAGCUGAGCACUCAGGCUAAAGCGCUGGCCACUGAGGCCAGCCACUCUGGAGAGGAGGAGGGGGCCCAGCUCUCAGAGGGGAAGCCAGUGCAGGUUGCCACACCCAUGGUGGCCUCCUCCGAGGCUGUGGCGGAGAAGGAGGGAGCCCGGAAGGAGGAGCGGAAGCCCCGGAUGGGCCUCUUCCACCAUCACCAUCAGGGGCUGAGUCGGAGCGAGUUGGGGCGCCGCGGCUCUCUCGGGGAGAAAGGGGGUUCCACCCCCGGCGCCUCACCCCAUCAUUCAUCCACCGGGGAGGAGAAGGUCAAGAGUAGCUGGUUUGGCUUAAGGGAAGCCAAGGAACCAACUCAGAAACCCAGCCUGGACGUGUCUCCUCAGGUAGAACCUGACCCAGCUGCUCUUCCUCACCACCUCCCCUGCUCCCCCUGUGCUCCAGCCCCCCCCACUCCUGCUCCCACCGCUGCUCCCAUGCUAAGCACUAACCUUUUUGCAGCCGCCUCCCCCGCUGCAGCUGCCGCCACCGCUGCCCCUGAAGCUACCCCACCUGGAUUCUUGGGUCUCACCAACCCAUUCCUCACCUCCUUGCAGAGCAACCCUUUCUUCGAGGAACUCCUAGCCGACAAAGCACUAAACUUUCCUUCACCUGCUCCCUCUCUCCCCAGGGCCUCGAGGGCCGGUCCCACCCCCCUGGCCUCCCCUGGGAAAGCCCUGCCUGAGUGGGAAGACACCUUCAACGUCUUUGCUGCCAGCAGGCUGUGUCCAGAGGCCAGGAGUGAGAUCCUGGCCCCUGAAGGAGUGGGGCUGCAAGACCCAGGCCCUGGGGCCAUGGCAGUGAAGGCAGCUGAGCCCCCAGGGGGCCCAGGGGGAGGAGGAAGAGGUGGGAGCAGCGAGGGGCUGGAGUCCAGGGCUCCUCUGGACUUGGGACUGGACCACCAGAGUUUGAGUGCUGCCGCCCCGGGGCCCCUGGGGUCUGUAGAGGCCGGCCUGCCCUCCACGUCAGCCUUGCUGCACCCGGGAGCCUCAGACUCAGAAGCAGACAGGGAGCCGACGGCCCCAGGAGGGGAAGCAGGGCAGAGUCCAGCAGACAGUUCAUCUCUGUUUAGCUCCCCAGAAGUGAUCAGCGUGUGGGAGAGGCUGCCAGGCCCGGACGACGCCCCUGAGGGCCAGCGUGAGGAGGCUUCCAGAGGCAAAAGCCAGGUUUUGCAGGAGCUCAAUACGGUGGACGAUUCCUGGCCUUGGGAUGUGGUCACCCUUUCUCCUGCGGCUGAGAUGUCCUCACCAAUCACACGGGGAGAGUCUGAUGAACUGCCUCCUCCCCCCAUGAAGCCAGAGUCACCAAAGCCUGUGAGCCCCAAGGGGAACCAGGGGCUCUCCCAACUGGAGCUGGAGCCAGAGCCCAAACCCGAGUGGAUGUUGGACAAGGAGCUGCCGCCCAGCAUGCUGCCUCCCAAGCCACCUCGCCUCUUCAUACCCUCAGAUUUCCAGGAGGAGGAGGAGGCUGCAGGGGGGCUGAGUGGCAGGGGGGCAGAGACGGAAGGCGACGCCUUCCCAAGUGCGCUGGCUGCUGGUUCCCCGGAGGCCAAGGAGGACGGCCAGAAGCCAGGGUCCGAGUCUGACAGCUGUUCUUCCGGAACCCUGCUGGGUGAGCCAAGCCUGGAGGAGCCAGUGGAGGACGCCAGCCCUCCUGCGACUUUAUCUCUGCCCACCAGCUGCCCUGAGGGUCCUGCCCCCAUGCCCUCUCACUCAAAGAGCCUGGUUCUUCAGAGCCAGCAGAUCUGGGGGGCUCUGGAGAGAGGACAAGGCCCUGAGGCUCCUGAGGCCCAGAGCCAGGAACCAGCAGGAGAAGGGCUUGGACCCCUGCCGGGCAGCUCCCCCCAGCCUGACUUGUGGGCUUUGGAGGAGGAUGCCUUGAACCCCUUCUUGUCUCAGGAGAGCCGAGAUCCCCCCAGCCUCCCCUCCACAUCCCCUCCAGAGUCCAGGGAAUCAUCCAUCCACUCUGGACCAGAAGAGCUGCCCACACCCCCGGAGCCCACCUUUCCACCGCCCCCUCUCCCGCCCUGGGCCAGCCACUGCCACGGGGGGCCCAGUUCUCCAUGCUCUCCUUUGCCUGGAGCCUGGCCCCUGACCUCUUCCUCCCUGUCCCCCGGGGAGCCAGCCUCCCCCCCGGGGGGCUCCCCUGCCCCACUUGGGGAGGACCACGCUGCAGUCACCCCAGCCUCCCCGCUUGCGCUUCUGCCCUUGGAGACACGACCAGCUGAGGAACCACAGCCCAGUGACAGUCCCCACCCCGUGAAGCCGCUCAGUGCUGCCCCUGUGGAGGGCAGCCCCGACAGGAAGCAGCCCCGCUCCAGCCUGAGCACCGCCCUGAGCAGUGGGCUGGAGAAGCUCAAGACAGUCACGUCCGGCAGCGUGCAGCCUGUGGCGCCGGCCUCCCAGGUUGGCCAGACUGUGGACACCAAAAGGCUGAAGGAUGCCGGUGUGCUAGACCAGUCCGCCAAGUACUACCACCUGACCCACGACGAGCUCAUCGGCCUGCUCCUGCAGCGCGAGCGGGAGCUGAGCCAGCGGGACGAGCACGUGCAGGAGCUGGAGAGCUACAUUGACCGGCUGCUGGUGCGGAUCAUGGAGACCUCGCCCACACUGCUGCAGAUCCCCCCUGACCCCCCAAAGUAGCCCUCUCACCCCCACCCCCCAGGAGGGUGGGCGUGGACCCAUUGCUCAAGCAGGGCUCACAUCCUCCCUCCUGCUGAACUCACUCCCUGGGCAGGCACAGUCUGUCCUUGGUUGUUACCCCUGGCUCCCCCUCCCUCCUGCCUCAACUGGGGCUGCUGGAAGGAGGGCCUUUGGACUCCGAUUAGAGGUGGGUCUCACCCACCUGCCUGUUUUCAUACCCCUUAGCUUUGGGGGUUCCAGAAAUUAGAACAAAGAAUUUAACCCUCAAGACAGCAGGGGUGAGCUGCAAUUUGAUGUGGUAUCUGGGACAUACUUUAUUACCCCACAGGGAUGGUCAGCCAUUUCUCCCACAGCUAAACGCUUUUCCUCUUCAUCUUCCUCCAGCCCCUGGAGGGCUCCUGGUAUUACUAGGGCUGUGGCAGGGACCAAGCUGCCGAUUUGUCUGUGAGUUAUGGGCAACCAGGCACCUGCUCUUCAGCCUCAAGUCGUUCUCCGAGAACAAGGAGCCUGUAUGGUCUAGUGCAGCGGUCGCCAAUCUUUUGGACCUCACGGACCACCAGGGGUCCGCGGACCACCUGUUGGCCACCGCUGGUCUGAUGUCCUGUCUGCCAUGUCCUGAGUCUGUGUGUGUCCAGCUGUUUGAGAAGCAGACGUGGUGUGGAUAGAAGGAGAUACUGUGCAUUCUCCAGGCCACUCCCUGCCCCCCUCUUCACUGGUCCAUGGGUGUCAUGUGUGAAGGUGGGGAGAGCCCGGGCAGGUGUGGGCCCCUCCAGGCCUUGGGGCUUCGGGCUAUUUGUUGGGGAUCAAGCCUCCAUCCCUGUUCUUGUUGCCUGUCCAGAUGCCAAAACUCUGUGCUGCUACAGGAUUUGAACUUUUGGAAACUGAUUAAAACGUGCCUUUUGUGGUGGGGUCAGGGGCUUCUGGAUGUAGACCCCGCCCUCUGUUUGGCGCCCCUCUCCCUCCCUGUUGAGCACAAGGGGCUGGAUCUGGUAGGAUGCUAGGAACGGAAAUGGAUGAGGGGGCAGCCCUGUUGCUGCUCUGCCUUCCCCUAGAGUUAAUUUCAGUAAAGGGUCCGGCCAACCUGCUGCUGCCCCCUUUACCUACCUGCUGUCUUCUCUUACUCCCUCAACACCAAUAGUGGGGGUCCCGGGGGAAAAAAAAACUACAUUCUGGAAGUGGGAGGUCCACUCUGCCUAUACUUAGGAAAAAGCCUUCCCAUCUGUCCUCUACCUGCUGUCCCAGCCUGUCCCUUCCCCUAGCCUUGACUGGCUUGGCUGUAGUGCACUUUGAACGAAGUGUCUGCCCUUUGGCCCAGCGCUGGUUUGCUUGCAGAAAACAGCAGGCUUCCCCAUGGCAUCUGCAGGGGACCUUUGGUGGCUUGGGGCACCCUGCCUUAGCAAAGUUGUGGAGUGAGGAGGUGCUGAAGGAGGCAAGUUCAGACCCAAUAAGGAGGUAAGGGCUCCUCGGGGAUCCCUCUUUUUCUUGACCUGGCCUGUGGGGUCACUCUCUGGGAUGGCUCAGAAAGCCUCAGAAGGAGAUUUGCUCUAUGGAGGAUGUCUUCCACCAGGACAAAGCAGAGGAGCCCACAUAUGGGGGAAAGCCCCUUAACAUUAUCUACCUUAAACACUCAUUGAGGAGGAGGAAAGUGUCCACAGGCACCUAGGACUUUGGUCCUGCUUUUGGGGGGUCAUUGGAUGUUGGAUAUCGAAGGUAUCUCUUCUGGGGGAAGAGGGUCACUCCGCCACUGGGUAUUCCUCUGGGCUCUAGUCAGUCCCAGCCCUGAGGCUGACCUUCCACUCAUCUUUGUGAACUUCCAGAAAGCCCAGGCCAGGGAUGUCUCUGGAAGUUUGGAGUUGAAGCCCAGGUUCUUGUUGGAUGUUUCUGCUCCUGGCCAUGAGUUGGAAGGGCCGCAGGUGGGGUGGGCAGGGAGCAGGCACAGUUCUGCUUUGCCGUUUGUCUUCCUAGUUGUAACUCCUGUUUAUAAAGACCUUGCUCUUCAUGUUUCGAGCACUUUAUGAAGAAUAAAAAGUUCACAGACUGCA
Molecule: messenger RNA, 6126 nt
Organism: Myotis myotis
Lineage: Eukaryota; Metazoa; Chordata; Mammalia; Chiroptera; Vespertilionidae
Gene: RAB11FIP5
Product: RAB11 family interacting protein 5
Exons: 6
Coding region: 209-4084 (1291 amino acids)
Biological process (GO): regulated exocytosis
Cellular component (GO): phagocytic vesicle; recycling endosome; secretory granule
Molecular function (GO): small GTPase binding
Source: RefSeq, a predicted model, not a curated record